AUUUAUUUAUUUCUCCUUUUUAAUUGGUAAAUUAUUGCUAGUUAAAUGGAAAAAGUCGAUGUGAUUGGGUUUGGGUUAACGUAAUAUAUAAGAUCCACGAGCUAAUCAGGAAAGAAAGCCUUCGUGUCUUGUGAAGAAAACGAAAUCCAAAACGAAGGGGAAGCGAAAGAAAGAAUGGGGGUAGAGGAAAAUCUGAAAUCGUUGAGCACCAAGGAAGAGGAGAAUAAGAACCGUAAUCCUAACCUGAAAGAGGAGGGGGAUGACGAUACGACGUUACCUUCGCAAAAAAAAGGUAUAAUGGAGCAGCCUCACCAGCUGGAACACUUGUGGACCUUCUGGUUCGAUAACCCAUCUGCCAAAUCCAAGCAUGCUACUUGGGGCAGUUCUAUGCGCGCUAUUUACACUUUUUCCACUGUUGAACAAUUCUGGAGCCUUUACAAUAACGUUCAUCACCCAAGCAAGUUAGCUGUGGGAGCUGACUUUCAUUGUUUCAAAUAUAAGAUUGAGCCAAAGUGGGAAGACCCUGUUUGUGCUAAUGGAGGCAAAUGGUCUGUAACGUUCCAUAGGGGAAAGUCAGAUAGGUGUUGGCUGUACACGUUGCUGGCUUUGAUCGGAGAACAGUUCCGGUAUGGCGAUGAGAUCUGUGGAGCAGUUGUCAACGUGAGAGGCAGGCAGGAAAAAAUAGCAUUGUGGACCAAGAAUGCCACCAAUGAAACUGCUCAGAUAAGCAUUGGAAAACAGUGGAAAGAGUUACUUGGUCAUAAGGAAACUAUAGGCUUCAUAUUUCAUGAGGAUGCAAAACGUGAAAGAGGUGCCAAGAAUCGCUACACUGUAUGACUUGUAUAGAGUUCUUCUUCUUCUAUACUAGCUGCUGAGCUUGAAGAUACAUUGGUUUUGAGGACCUGGAAAACUCCAAUGGCUUUCUCUUUUUCUGUUUGCCUCAUUAGCAAAUUCUGAUUUGUUUCUUCCGUGGCUGUUUCAACAAGGAUUUUGAGCUGUAGAAGCGAUUUCCAAUACUGCUUUAAUUUUCAGUCUUGACCAUUUAGAGGAUGGUGCUUUUAAAGUACGACUCCAUUUUCGUU
Molecule: messenger RNA, 1082 nt
Organism: Gossypium raimondii (Peruvian cotton)
Lineage: Eukaryota; Viridiplantae; Streptophyta; Magnoliopsida; Malvales; Malvaceae
Product: eukaryotic translation initiation factor 4E-2
Biological process (GO): translational initiation
Cellular component (GO): eukaryotic translation initiation factor 4F complex; cytoplasm
Molecular function (GO): RNA 7-methylguanosine cap binding; translation initiation factor activity
Source: RefSeq, a predicted model, not a curated record